AUGUCAAAKCCAUAUUAUUAUUUUAAAAAUGAAGUGAAGGGUACAUUGGAAGAUAAUACAGUUUUUACAUUAAUGGACCUUCUAGAGUCCUGGAUUUUUCAAAAUGACUGGACAACAAUCUUCUUUAUAAUUUUCCUAGGCAUUAUUUUUGAAAUAAUACUCAUAAAAAUUUGUGCGUUCUUUAAGAAGACGGUGCUUCCAGAAAUAGAUAGUUCAGUUUCCUGGGAGAGUGAAGAUAGUAGUUGCCUGAAAAGGAAGAAAUUUGCUCUAGGGAAUCAGUCCAUCAUUCCACCAUCUUCUGAAGAAGGAGUUGAUGUCUUUUCAGAAAGAAUUACUUCAUCCCUUCCAUSUGAAGAAAAUGAAGGUAGCUUUGGAGACAAAAUUUUAUCAGAGGAGGAAAUAAUAUGGGCAGGUUCCAAUGAAAGUAAAUAUCAAGUAAGUCACUUUUGUGAAAGUCACAUGCCAUCUUCAGUUGGGACCAGCUCACCUUUGUCAAUCUUUUGUUCAAAAGUAAAGGAAAUUUUUCUUAGUGAUAGAGAGCAUCCAGAAAAUGAAUAUGAAGCAGUACAAUUUUCCUCAAAGAAAUUAUUUUCAAUAAUGAAAACCAACAAAAAUAAAAACGUAAGGUUUUCUUCUGAUCAUAGGCUUUCAAAAACUUGUAUAUUCACUGUAGAAAAUGAAGAUCUCAAUAUGGCACCAUGCCCUCCUGCCCUUUUAUUUCUUUCUAGAGACCAAGUUAAACUUUUGGAAGAAAAUGUGAGAAAUCAAAUUCCUUUAAAACAGAGAGCAUUAGAAAUUAUAAGUAAUUAUCUGUAUUCCCGACCUCAAGAGUCAUUGAUUCAGGAUCAACAUUCUGUUGAGAUUGUUAUUUCUGCCCAAGCACAAGACUUUGUUCCAGAACAAAAUGCUAUGCAGAAUCAAGAGUUUUAUGAAACACAAUUUAUUAAUCAAGCCCAACAAUUUGUUCCUAUCCAAGAAUCAGUCAACAGCCAGUCUGAUAUCAGGGCUAGCUAUUUUGCUCAGGCUCAAGAUUUGAUGAAGAAACCAUUUUACAGCAGCACACAAGACUUCUUCCAGGCCCAAGAUACAGAUAGGAGCCCAUAUUAUACCGGAGCCCCAUAUUGUGUUGAGGCACAAGAUUCAAUCAAGGGCCUAGAAUUUGAUGAAUACUUAGAUGAGGCCCAAUAUUCUGUUUGGUUUGAAGAUUCCAACAAGAUUAAAAAUUCAAUCAACGUGCAAGAAAGUGUUUGUAAGAAUGCUGAAUUUCUAGUUUUAACUGUUAGUCCACAGUCAAUUGCUGAAGAUAUGUCACAACUACAGAUAGCAAAGCCAAAAGACCAGCAACAAGUUGCUUUAUCAGAAAUAAACCAGUAUUCUAUAUGUAGCCCAAUGCUCCUUCCACCUACUGUUGAAGGGCAGAAAAACAAAAGAAAAGCACCAAAUCGUAAAAGCAAACUCAGUCUUAAAGUUCCAUCUCUAAAAGCAAAGAAAACUCCUUCACACGAAUCAAAAUUCAUAAUAUGUCACGCUUCAAAAAACAGGAAUGAGUUAGAAUGUGAGAGUAACACUGUCAAGAAAGAAUUACAGCAAAGAAAAGAUGUAUCAGAUAUAACUUCGCAUCUUAUUUCUAUCUCCAGGCUUAGUACUCCUCACAUUAACAAAUAUUGCCGAAAAAAACUAGUGACAGGCAUGCCAUGCUUACAAAAAUGUGGAUAUUUUCUGCAAAAGCAAAAUAAGUCACCAGAUAAAAAGAAAAUCAAGUACGCGGAUUCUAUUAAGAGAGAAAACCCAGGUAUCAUUAAAAAUGUAAAACUGUAUGACAAAGAAAAUAUAGGACUAAAAAACAUUUCACCCAAAAUGUUACCUGAGCUAGAACAAUCUUCCACAGUCAGCACUGAAGAAGUAAAGGCAUCUUGCACAUUAUUAGAAGCAAACCAGAAGAGUACAGAGUCUCCUAAAGACCUUAAGCAAACACUUGACCCACACAUUCCAAACCAUGAUAUGCCUUCAGAAGAAACAACAGGGGAACCUGUGCAGAAACUUGUUUCAUCUCCUAAGAUGAAAUCAAAUGGAGGCAUGAAAGUACAGGAUGAUCUACCAAGUAAGGAGGAGUCCCGUCUACCACUUUCAAAUGGAGAGGAGUUUGCAGCCACUACACUAAAUAUGCAGAGGUGUUUUCCACAGGAAAAUACACAGCAACAAAAAGAUUUUCUGGAAGUUGUUCUAGAAAUGUCAGAUGUCAAUUUAUUCAUUUCCCUAGGAACCAAAAAGUAUAUWAGCAGUGAAGACUCAGAAGGCAUAAAAAGUCCAGUGAGUACAAAAAGUGUCAAUGUGAAGCAAAAGAAACCUUUAAGACUUAAUAUUUCAGAAAAUGGUAACCUGAGUGAAAGUGAGGAAUUGGAAUGCAACACUGGCAGCUUCAUAAGAAAUAUGCAUCAAGAUGAAAGGACAUCUGAUGCAUUUGAUAAUGCCACUUACACUACCAUUCCUGAACCAACCAAUGUGGAAAUGCACGGAAGAUUAAAAGCCAAGACAGAUACAUCAAAAAUAAUAAUAAAGGGAAGUCAUUCAGCAUCAAAGCAAGAAAAAUUGCCAGAUGCAAAGAGAACAAAGAAGGCAAAAUACAUUCRAAGCUCUGCUUCUAAAAAGCCACAACAAUAUGAUUGUGAACAAGGGGACAAAGAGGAACAAGCAGUAGCUCCUCAGCUGACCCCAGACUUCAGGUUCAGCCUACAGCUGAAGCAAAAGCCCAAAUAUGUCAAAUUUGAAAUGGAACAAAUCUGUUCAGGAAAUAGAAAAUCUCAAAAUGAAGAGCAAGAAAUAACAUCACAAACUCUUUCUAAUCAAACUAUUCUGGAGACGAAUCCAUGCCCCAUGAUGGAUUCAUUUCAAGUUGAGAAACUGAAGCAAAGCACAGACAGAUCUGCAGGCAAAGAAAGUGCUAUGGAUCAUAUGAAUCUUAUCAUUCCAAAGAACUUGCCAUCUGGUGAAUAUUUAAUUGAAACAAUGGCAUGUUGGGUCCCCUUUGGUGGAAACCCCAGAAAGACAAUGCAUGGUCAUAUUACAGAGGAAAAGGAACACUUAAAAAGAGAUUUACCUGCAGUUGCUAUGAAGUCUUCUCAAAUCAGAAAAGUACUGUCAAGAACAAAAAAUAUACUCAAUGCCAGGCAUGCAAUUAUGAAGGUAAAGAAGUUAGAAAAUUCAUUAAUGCUUUGUACCAAGAGACAUGAUGCUCCAAGCCAUAGGAAAAAAAUGGGAGACSGUUUUAAAGUUAAGAAGAUGCUGCAAGACAAAAUUUUGGCAGACGCACUCCUGGAUGUCUACCCUCACUUGUCUAUUUUGCCUAAUGCUAGAAUGGAUUGCAGAUUAAAUGCAGAGAAAAUCACUCAUAUCAGUCUCAUACAAGAGAGAUCCCAUGUUAAUAAGGAAAAUGAAUCUCAAAACACACUAAAAGCUAACUUGCAAGAUGAAGUGAAUGAGGUCAGAGACCAUCUACCAAAAGCAGUCCCUUAUGCACAUACAAUGGAGGAGAGUAAAGCAGAGAAAAAAAUGCAUCAACCAGUCCCAUUUACUGAAACCAUGAAGGAGUCUGUUGAGUCCCUUAGAAUGGCUCCACCUCACACUGAAAAUUUGAAGAGAAGCCUAGCAACACAGACUGACUUCCAGUGCACAGCAGGCUUGGAGAUAUCUCCUCCAAUAUCAGAAAAAUCACUAAGGGGAGACCCUUUUGAUCAAACAAAAGAAAAKAAUGUUCCAGGUAUUAGGAGUGAUACAAGGGAAAUGGAUCACCAUUUUGCAGGAGAAAAAGCAGAAUUACCAAAAGAUUUACAAGAAACUUCCCCAGAAACUUUUAUUUGCUGCAUGCCUGUGCGGUCUGGCUCUAAAAGGAAGAAAAACAGAGUAAGAUUUGCAAACGUGACAAAUACAGUGAAAUUCAAAUGCAUGAAAAUGAAGCCACCAGUCUCACAAAUUUCCAGUAUCACCAGCCRUAGAGAGAAAUUGGACUUUAAAAACAAGGUUAAAAUGGUAAACCCAAUUAAAGACUUGGUACCCGAAUGUCUAAACGCCCUCUACUCUCCCAUAUAUGGAACACUGCCAGGAGAGUACUCUCAAGCUCACAUGAAGCAAGGAGAACUGACAAGUAAAAAGUAUAUUGAUGUCUUUGCUAAGAGUAGUGAAGUCCAUGAGACAGAGGUUUUCCAAGAAGAGGAGGAACAAAAAGCUUCCCUAGAAGUAGCUCCACAGGAGAGCCAGCACCUGUGGUCUGAUGCCUGUCAAAUAAAGAAAACCCACCUUGAUGAACCAAAGCUACCACUGAUCUGCUUAACACAGGAGCUACCUAUUAUUGGGCAAGGUGUGCAGCACCAAGCAGUUUUCCCACAAACUACUUUGGAGGCUAGUCUCAAAAAAGAUCCCACAGAAGUUGAAUUGUGGAAACCCAACCAAAUGCAAAAUGACACAGAAGUCCCUAUGGGUCCUAAGAUUCCACCUCUCCAAGCGGGAAACUCAUCAUGUGAUGAAUUUAACACAGUGAUAAACUGUGGCUUGCCAUCUGGUGGAAACACUAACAGGGAACUAGAUUCAUAUUUUAUGCAAAAAAAUUCAGAGGUGCCAAUGGAUAUGCAAGUGACAGUCCUGCAGUCUUCUGAUUCUGUUAUAUUACCCUGUGUUUCUAAAUUUAAAAGGCAGAAAAAGACAUUAAGAUUAGCAAGGAGGCAAAGACCAGAGAGUCGCAGACUUAGAACUAUGAGGGAAAUAAAGCCAUCAAUCUUAAAUACGCUUAAUAGCAGAUAUAGCAAGGAACUGCAGAGCAAUAUUAAAAUGAAGAUGAAAGGCCCACAGCAAAGAAAAAAUGCAGCAGAUACAUUUUGGGACAUCAUUCUCUCCGAGGUGACCAUUUUGCCCAACAUCAAAAUGAGAAGUUUAACUGUGGGGAGAAUAAAUGUGCGAAGAAUAGCAAGAUUUGGUUAUAUGCAGUUAAUGCAAGAGAAAUCACUAGGUGGAAGAAAAGUGUAUUGCCUAGAUUCUACUUAUAUGAGUAGUUUCUCUAACAGAUUAAAAUGUGGAAAGGAGAGGGAAGGGGAACCUAAAGCUUUACAGCUUCCAGGGAGUAGACAUGGCUUCAUAUUCAGCACACAUCAGAAGAGAGAUCAUGGCCUUGUUGAAUUUGGUGAGAAAUUGUAUCAACCAGGAAGUACAAAUACACAGGUACAACCACAGACACAUCCUGCACCAACUAUCUGGCGUUCUAUUUCAUGCCCCAUGCUAGAUCAAUUUCAAUCUGAAAAGCUGGAGACUUGGGUUAGGUUUUCACCUCCAAAAUCUAGGGAUGCAAAGGUUGUUUCUGCAAAAAAAGGUGGAGCCCCAUCUGAUGUAAGCUGUCACAAGGAACAGGCUGAUAGUAAUGAAAAUAAAGGAACAGUGGCCGUUCUUUUCUGCACACCAGCUUUAUCUACAUAUGAAAGGAAGAGAAACUUCAAACAAUUUUCAGACAUGAAAACUAAAGUGAAUCCCAAAUAUGGAACUAGGAAGGCAAAGAAAUUACCAGUUUCAGACAUGCUCAAUAUCAAGGGUAGUACUAGUCCAAACUGUAGGAAAAAAUCAGUACGGAACUUAACUAAAAUGAAAGACAUGUAUCAAAAUAAAGAAGUAGCAGAUAAAAUGUACUCUUCAGCAACUAUUACAUCUGAUAUUAAUAUGUACAACAAAAUAGAAAGAAGAAAAGGCACAAGAGAAAAACAACUCMGUUCUACAAAAGUAAAGCAAAGGAAUGUUAAUUCAGAUGACAUCAAAGAAACCAAGCUUCAAGAUCAAGAGAAAGAAAAAAGUAAACAGGAAGCAUUGUUAAAAGUAAUUCCACAAUACAGUCAACAUUUUGUAUUCUWUUCAGGCCAGAGGAAGGAUCAUGACCAUUAUAAGUCAAAAAACCAAGGAAGCAGGAAAAUUCUGAUUGUUACAGAACAAGAUGUCCCACAGCAGAUUCAACCCACAGAUCCAGGGCAAGGACAGAACCUGAAGAAAGACCUCCAGACUCAAAAUGGCAUGAUAUAUACAAGUUUAAAGAUUCCUUUUCUAAACUCAGAGGAAUCAUCAGUUGGUGAAGAUAUAAUUGGCACAGAAAAAUAUGGCAUCCCAGUUGACGGGAAGCAUGUGAGGGAACCGCACAGCCAAGGUAAAGAGGAAAAAGCAGGGUUUAAAGAUGAUCUACAGGCAGCAGCUAUACUGGAAUCUUCCAGACUCUCCACAAUUGAUCUACCUGAAUCCAAAAGGCAGAGAAAGACAUUUACAUCUAGAGUCAUAAAAAGAAAAAUGAGUCCCACAUGGAUAAUUAYGAAGGCAAAAAAAAUACCAGUUUCGAAGAUCUUUAAUAUUCCACAGAGUGGUUGUCGAAAAAAUUUUUUAUCUCCAAAGACCCUAAUGACACAGAUUGUUGAAUUUUUAUCAUGCUGUAGCAGCAUCAUAUCUUCUGGGUUUCAUAUGGUCAUACUGGAAGAUCCAAUAGUAGAGAAAAAGAAAAUAUCAGCACAGGAAAYACCAGCAAUGAUUUUGGAGUGUUUGGAUUCCUCCACACUUGCUUUACCUGUAUCUAAAAGAGAGAGAAGCAACUUAAUGCUAAUGAAAAGGAGACAUAAGAUGAGACCAAAAUGCACCACUUUGAAGGCAAAGAAGACACCACUCUCCCAGACAUUUAAUAUCACAGGACGACGUCACACACCAAGUCAAAGAAGGCAGUUCAACUCUGAAACAACAACUAAACAAGGUAAACCUGUGGCAGAUAUAUUCCUAAAUGCCAUUGGCUUUCUCAUGCCUGUGCUGCUUGACACAAAAGUAUGUGACAGAGUGGAAGAGACCAAGAGGCUAGAGAAUACACAGAGUAGCAAUGGGCUACAACAGCAAGAGCAGUCAGCACUCAACGAGACAGAACCAUAUGCACAUCCGGGUGACGAGGACACGAGCCCUAAUGGCACUAAAGAUAUAAUAGAUCAAGGUGGAGAGACAGCCCUGCGGGUGUCCCAACACUUCAGCUUCAGUGCUCAUGGAAUAAAGGCAACUAACUUUAAAUCAGAUCUAGAACUGAAGACUUCAGCAAGCAACAAAAUCCCAGACGUCCUUUCUACACCUCUAGAGCUGCAGCAUCAAAUAGUUGCUGAACAAACUGGUACCAAAGUAGACAGUGAAGUACAUAGGUCUUCAAAAACUGAGAUGGAUGAACCAAGAGUAAAAAUAUACCAUCAAACCCAUCCAGAGUUAGAGAAGUUGCCACAUGAAGACACACAAAAAAACAGUUUGACUGGUUUGCAAAACAGACCUAGUGAUGCAGUGAAAAUGAAUGUGCUACACGCAGAGACACAGGAGGAUAUCUCAGAUGUGCCAUCAGGGUCUGGUCCACACUGCAGCCAGCACUUGAGCUUCAGUGUAUAUCAAAUGGAAGCCCUUGGUUCUCACAAAUCAGAGUCUGAUCUGAAGAGGUCAGAAGGCAGAAGGACUCAGAAUUUGUCCUAUAUAGCACAAGAAACACACCUUCAAGAAGAAGAUGUGUUUAAGAGAAGCCACCGGUUUCAAGAAACUAUUUUGGAGCCUAUUUCUGGACACAUGAUAAAUUUUCAAGUUGAAACAAUGCAAAGAAGUCCUCAUAUGCAGGAAGAAGUAAAAAUUAUGGCAGGUCUAAAGACAUCAUCUCCAAAUGCAGAGGAAUUGGAGAUCAUUUCAACAGUGUCUGAUUUGCCCUGGGAUGGAAAUGCUAGACAGAAAUAUGAUUAUCCAGUUUCUKGGGAAAAGGCAUACAAUCACAAAGACUUAUUAAGAACAUCUUUAAAACCUUUAGAUUUCUCCAUCUUUGUAUCUUAUGAAUCUAAAAGUGAGACCUACACAUUAGAUUUUGUAAGCAAAAAAAGUAUACUGAGUCCUAAGCAUAUAACUUUGAAGGCAAAACAACCACCAAUUUCAAAACUGCUUAAUAUCUCAAGGUAUCCCAUAGGAGGCCAUCGAAAGAAAAAGAACAACAUAAAGCACAAGCUGAGAGAGGUGCAGUGGUAUGCUAGUGUCAGAAAAGUAUUACUUGAGGCCUCUGAAGAUGCUAAGAGUCUUCCCCUCAAAUUAAUGAUUGAUAAGCUCUCAUUGGAUACAACUGUGAGGGGCAUCCAAUCCAACAGAACAUUUCAAAAAACUGUGGUAGGUCAUAUUCCAGAGGAAAAGGCAGAGUUAGAAGAAAAUGUAACCAAAACUUUGUUGGGGCCUUCUGAUUUUUUCAUGCCUGGUUUCUUUGACUCUAAAAGCCAGGCAAGCACAGUACAAUUGUCAGAAAAUGAAACUAUAUUGAAUCCCAGGUGUUUGGCUACAGAGGAGGAGAAGCCACCAGUUUCACAGAUACUUAAAAUCAGUAGACACUUUGGCACAAAACAUAGCAAGAAAUUUAAAUCUAGUUUAAGAACCAGCAUGAAAACAAUGUGGCAAGGUAGAAGCAUGACUGGCACAUUUCCAAAUACCCGUUGCUUUGCACCAAAUACCUCUGGCAUUAGAAAGCAAUGUAAGUUAGAAAUAGAGGCAGACAUGACAGUACCAAGGUUCAGUCAUACACAGCUAACACAGCAGUCACCAGCUGGAGGCCUGUCACAUUCCAAUUCCAUUGACCAGAGCAGUGCCUCCUGCUUUUUAAGGGAAACAGAAUUACAUGAUGGAGAAUGUGGGAAAGAGAAAAGAGAACCUCCAAUAAAAACUGAUUUAUUCUACAUAAAAAGCUUAACAAUAAAUGCACAUCCCAUAAAAGUACCCGAUCCUGGCAAAUCAGAAGUCAUUCUUCUAGGAAAAUCUUUUUUCCCCAAAAAGCAGGUGUAUGAAGGGGAUCCAGGAAAAAAUGUCAAAGUAGAAAACAUAGAAAAUGUGCAAGCAAGUUUGGGAGUUGGACACUCCAAGAUGGAGAAACCACAUAUUUUUGCAGAUUUAGGUGAACCAAAAGAUGAUGUUGUAUUUAGUCAAUAUGAUCAAAAGGGAAUUGACCAAUCUGUUUUAAAAGAAAAAGCUCCAUACCAUUUGGCUGGAACCAUAGAUUCUGUUGGCAGGCAUUUAACUGUGUCAGAAGGAAUUGAAAGACAGACUGACAAUGUAAACAUAGUUAUCACAAGUCCAAAAGGCAUAAUUUCAAAGGUAAAGCGAUUGGCAGUUUCACAACCACUUAAUCAUGCAGGUCAUGCUGCUCUAAGCAUUACUGAGAAACCAAAGUGGAAUUUUGAAACCCAAAAGAUAAAAGUAGAGAGACAAGAGGCUGUACCAAGUACUGAAGUAAAAUCUGUAUAUGCCUCUAUGCCAAUGCUAUGCUGUAUGAAAAUGGAACAAUCACCUAGUACCAGGGAUACACAGGAAAAAUCUUUGAAGGAAAAUGCUCCUAAUAAAGCAGAAGUUAGGGAGAAAGAGGAGUAUGGAGAACAGAUUUUGUCUAGAGCAGCUCCACAGGAUAUCCAGCCAGUUGAGUUUGGAGCAGAUCAAUUGAGAGAGCCUGAUCCUUUCAGCUCAGAAGCACCUUCAAUCAAUAGAAAGAAAAAAUCCAAGACUGCAAAUGGUGAAACGGUAACAAAUCUCAAGACAUUUGCCCUGCAAGAGAAACAGCAAGAGCCCAAAGAAAAAUUUAGGGAAAAAGAGGAAUAUGAACAACAGAUUUUGUCUAGAGCAGCUCYGCAGGAUAUCCAGCCAGUUGAAUUUGGAGCAGAUCAAUUGAGARAGCMUGAUCCUUUCRGCUCAGAAGCACCUUCAAUCAAUASAGURUGCCCCAAGAWGAUCACUYCUCARAAAAYAGAAAUUUAUUUAAUAGAUCAAGAAGCAGAGAGAAAACCUGUGGAGUUGCUUAGUCCAGAGUCGGUUUCUUUCUCUAAUGUAAAUCCUCUUCAAAUUGAAAUCCAGAAGAAAGAAUUCCAGACUGCAAACAGUGAAAAAAUUACAAAUCCUGAAACCUUUGCCCUGCAAGAGAGACAGCAAGAGCCUGGUAUCUCAGGAAAUAUCUCAAGUUCUCCUUAUGUCUUCAUACCCAUGUAUCCUAAAAUUGUGAGACACAAUUGUACAGUGGAAACAGCAUAUGUGAAAAAUGCUAGACAUACCAAACAGGUAAGACUGAAGGCAAAGAAAACACGAGUUUCCUGGAUGCYUGGAUGUGGUUCAAGAAACAAUAAGGAGGAGCAGGGAGGGAACAUUCAGCAGRAGAAAGCUUUCCAGUUGAGUAAAGCUGCAACAAACCCACUUCUGAAAGCUGCUUUUGACUCUCGAUCCCCUGUGCCUUCCAAUAAAAAGCCUAUAGAAAUAAAAAUGAAGAAAGACGAGUUGAAGAAGGGGGUAAACAUUUUUUCACAGCUAACACCAGAGAAACCACUAAACGACAGGCAGAUAUCAUUGUCAGAAUGUGUUGACAUGGCCGGCAUCAUUGAAAAACCAGAAGAGAAUAUUAGAAAAGAACAAACCCACCAACGCACUUUAGUAGACAUGCCCCAACAAUACCUACAACAAUUACCGAUUAGGUCAGAAGAAAUGAAAAGGCAUCCUCAUGUCAAAUUAGAAUAUUUGGAAAGAAAGGUGUGUCUUGAGCCCAUUUCACAGAAAGAUGAAACUGAUUACAUUGGACUUGACCAUGACAAAUUAAAAGUUGAUUUGGAAAAAGAAAUACACCCUGUUAUAUUUUCACAGAAGAGAGAAAUUAGKGGUGGUAGGCUCAGAAAACCAAUAACAGAUACAGAACUUGAUUUCUUCACUGCACAAGGAGAGAAACAAAGAACUGCAGAUGGUGCUGAACAUUCAGUUUCAGUUCCACCCAGGAAAGAAAGAGCAAAGAAAACAGAUAUUUCAUUAAGUUCAAAAGGACAGAAUAUAUUCACUUAUAAAAAGCCAGAAUCACGGAAACAAGAAAGUACUUUCCUGGUAGACAUGGAAUCUGAUUCCUAUCCCAUUAGAGAAMCUCUUCAUUUAGAAAACACAGGACAGGUAGCUAAGGAAGAUAUGCAUGUUAACAGAAAAAAUAUUUCACAUCUACUGGGAAGAAAAGAAUUACAGGAAACAGAUAUCUUAAUAGAUUCCAAAGGACAGAAAUUUCUUUAUUCAAAGCUAAAGGAUCCACUCAAAAUUUGUGCAGAGCAGAGAAGACAUGUGAAACCAAGUCAUACACCUGAAAGUAUGGAUUCUGCAUCUUGCCUCAGUAAGGACCCUCUUCGUUUAAAACAGGCAGUAAAUACAAGGAAAGAAAAUGGUAGGCUCUCUCGAAGUUUCAGUGUAAAUCAACGGGGAAAAGAACAAACAGAAUUAACUGAUAAUCUAUUAAAAUUAAAUAGACAGAAAGUGGACUUUUCAAAAAAAUUGAGGGCAAGGCAACUGACUACUUAUAACCAGCACAAAGACAAAAUUCUAGAAUCUAUUUUCUCUCACACAUUACAUCAUCUUCAUAUUGAAAAUGCAAAGAAACAAACCUCAGCAAAAGCAAUACUAAAGUCAGAAGUCUUGAAAAAAGCAUCAGAUGAAGUGAGUGUUCUGGAAGAUCAACCUCCAUGUACAGAAGGAAUUAAUCUGCCUAUUACAGGAACAGAAGAACAUCUACGAGACAGUAUAUGCACGGUUUUUCCAACAUUUGUUACUCAUCCUCUGAUGGGUACAUAUCAGUUUAAUUUGCAGGUAAAGAGAACAUUAAAUGCAAGAGAUAAUCCAUGCUAUCAGACUUUGACUACAGAAAGAAAACAGCAAAAGAAAAAAAGUAUGUAUAAGGCUCUUCCACAGUCCACAUCUGAAAAUGAUAGUCCAGUGCUAGAUGCUGUAAAUAUCAUGCAUUGUGACUCUUCAGCUUCACAGACAUUAAAGCAAAUGGAUGUUACAAAUGGAUAUACUCAAAAAGGGAAAGAAGCACCAAAACAGCAGCACCUAUCAAUUUCCUAUGAGAACUUGAAGGAGCGAAUGUUUUACCCUCAAAAGUAUCCCUGUGUCUGGCCACAUUCAAUUCCUCUAACAAAGGAGGUAUUAGCAGAAGUGGGUAGUGCAUUAAGCAGGGUAGAAGGACAAAAUCUGUUUUCUACAGAUCAACCAAGCACUGCAUAUAAGYGUGGACUAGAACAGAGUGUGUCUCCAAUUACUCCAAGGGACAUGAGAAAACAAGACAAAAUGCCUGUAGAACAAAGCACAGAAGCUAAGAAACACAUGACUCGUUUAUUUUCAGAAAAAAAGCAAUCAUCAUAUGGGGCACCAGUAACAGAGACAAUAUCAAAUGGAAGUUCAUCCAAACUAAGAGUUGGAAUGAAGGUAAAAUCACAUAGGGGAAUUCCAGGAAAGGUGCAUCUACCUAGAAUACUAUUACAUUCUCUGUCUGUAUGUAUGUCUGUUUUGCGUGAAAGUCAAAGACAGAAGGAUAGCCUAAAACAAGGUGUUAUGAAAGACAUAAUAUGCCCCAAAAGAAAAGCCCUAGAGUUGAAGAAUCUCUCCAGUGUCACUCACUCUGAUACCCCAAGCAACAGAGUAGAAGGGCAGUGGAAUGUAAAAGAGAAAACAGUAAGUACAAGACCCAGAAAGGGUGAUCCAGAUUUGGAUGUGAAAAAAACAUAUCAGCCCAUCCUUUCUUUACCUCACUUCAAAUUGGAUAAUGAAAAACUCGAUGGGACUACUUCAAAUGUAAAAAGAAGAAAACAACAUAUAUCACAGGAAGAGAAGGACAGAGUGAAAGCACUGGAAAUGGAAGAAAAAAUGAACCCAUACUUCAYAAUGAAGUCAGAGAAAUCACUGUCACAUAUGCUCAACAGAAAGGACUUGCCACUGUUGAAAAUUAUAAAACCAGAAAGCAGGGUACAAGAAGAUAAAGGUAAAUUAGACGUAGAUCUAAGACUCUCCUAUGUUUCUUUACCAUCUCUGUCACAUUCUAAUUUGAAUCCUAGGAUAAAAGUAAGAAAAGAUAAAUCAAGAAUACCAAAGGACUGCCUUCCACCACUAAAGCCCCAGGCAUCCUUAAAUAUCAGAAGAAUAUCAUAUUUAGAGUCAACAACUCGAUAUCGCUUCAAUAACAUAAUGGAAUCAAAAUGUUUGCUACAGAAGAAAAGGAGAGGUAGAGGAAAUAUAGUAGAUCUGAAAGAUAUAAUUGGUCUCAUAUAUAUCAUUCUGAAGGGAAAGAAUUCACCUUUUAAACACUUAGUGAAUAGGAAGGAAUUACAGUGGUCCAACAAAAAAACAAAGAAAAUUAUGCAGGAGGAUAAACAAAAUCAAGACAUAAUUCAGAAUGAACUCUGGGAUUCCAUUCCUCCACCUCACCCAGAAUGGGAUCCUACAAUAAAAGAUCUAUACAUGCAAGGAAUCAUAAGGUUCUGUCUUCCAUUAUUGACACUCCAGGAAUUGUCAGAUGGAACGGAACUAUAUAAGGAGCCAAUUGAUGAUGUCUUAAGCAGUAUAAAAAGAGCAAAAUACAUGCAAAAUAUAUAUCCUACCCCCAACAGUGUAAAAAAUGCUGUAGUAGUUACAAUGCAGAAAGAAGAGGAAAGUGUAAAAAUGGAAAAAGUAAUGCUUUUGAAAGAAAGAAAAUCAUUGGCAAUUUCACGGGAAAUUCAGYUAGACAUCAAAGAGCAAGAUAAAAAUCUGCAAAAAGUUAAAGAUGAAUCAAAUGAGAUUUUGACCAGUACUGAUACAUACAUACCGCCUCCUCAUUUAAAAUUGGAUAUGAGGAGAAGAAAAACAGACUAUGGAACUGAGGUGAGAAGAUAUUUUCUUCCAGAACUAUCCUACCAGAAAUCAUCARAUGCAGUGAGAAAACCAAGCAAAGAGUCCAUUGAGGGUGAUAUCACAAGUGGUACACAAAAAUUAAAAGAAUUUAUGCCACAGACAGAAAAGGAUGAUGUAAAGAAAUUAGCUGAGAAAGACACAAUGUAUCCAAAAGCCAAAGGUUUGGAAGGAAAUGGAGCACUUUCACAAGACCUACCACCAAAUCCUAAAGAGCAAGGGAAAACUGAUCCAGAAGGCAAAAGACAAGGUAAACUCCACAAAGGUCGUCAGGAACAGGGGAAAGCAGUUGCAGCAGGUAAAGCCCAGGACAAAUGGGAUCAAGAAGGCAAAGGUCAAGGGGAAGUGAAUCAAAACAAUAGAAAGCAAGGAAAAAUAGACCAAGAAAGUGAAAGUGAGCAGGAAAUGGUUCCCCAUGUACAUAUGCCUUCCGAACCUCCUCUGAUUUAUCAUAAGGCAGGAAAAGAAGAUACACACAAAAUAACAAGAUCUGCUACUUCACCAUUACAGGACCAAAAAUUAUUUGACAGAAGGCAGAUGAUGCAUACAAAAUCAACUGGGGAGGAGAAAUCACAUGAUGUAAAACCCAUACAAAAAUACAAGGCCCAGAAAGAKAUGGAGAGAAAAAACACAGUAAAUAUGAAACAUAGMGUACAUCCUGAGGAUGUGACUUUCAAAGCAGAUCAAUUAUCACUUCCACAUGAACCCAGUAUCACUGGCCAUGGUGACCCAAAAACUAGAGAACAGACAAACGUAAAUGAAAAAUUGGGACGUGUACAGGAAAGAAAACAUGAAYUAGAUGAGGUACUUCCUUUACCUCACUGUAAAUCAAACAAAGGAAUAGAAGUCAUGGAACAAAAACAAAAAGUAUCAAGGUCCUUUCUUCCCCCUUUAUACCACAUGGAAUCUAUAGUUGUUGGGAAAUUGUAUUAUAAAGUGUCACCUUUGAAAGACAUCUCAAGUGAUUCAAGAAGAACAAAAUGCAUGACACAUGGAGAAGAGGAUAAAGAAAAUGUUUUAAAGAAAAAUAUAAUGUAUCCCAAGGACACAUCUGGGAAGGCAAAGGAAUCACUCCUUGAUGAUAUAUUGAAAAUAAAGAAACUGCAAGUGAACAUCACACAGCAGAACAAACAGAGACGGGAAGGAAAUGAGGAUAUAAAUGUUCUUCUCAACCAAACUUAUUCUUUUAUCACUUCUUCACCUCUCUUUGAAUUAGACACAAUAAAAGAAGAAGAUGAACCAAGAAAAAUAAAAAGUUAUGAACCACAUCCUAUGCUGCAUGUAUCAUUUCCUUCAGGACAAAUAAGACUUACAGAGUCCAUUUCUAGCUGUGCAAAGAAACARAGCCAUGCAAAGCCAAGAAAACAGUGUUUAUCACAGGAGGAAGGCAGAAUACAACCCUCAGCCACAAGGGGCUUGAUAGGCCCCAGUGGCACAGCUUUCCAGGCAAAGRCCUCAGCGUCUUCUCAUGUGGUCAAUAUCUGUGAGCACAGUGCUCUGCGCAACACUCAGGAACCGCAGGGGGGCAUUAGAGGAAAAGUAGGACUGAAGCAAGAAAAAACAAGAGAUCCUAAUGUGGUUCAGGCAGAAAUAUGUCCUUCCAUACCAUCUCCCUCUCACCACAGAGGUGCUUCUUCACAAGCAAAGCUUCCUCAGUUAUUAGAUAUAGGGAGAAUUGGACAUGCUGGUUUACRUGAAGGUGUUAACUCACGUAAUAUAACAUUAGGAGCAAAGGGGCGUGUGCCGUGCAGAGAGGUAAGGGACAAAGUGAAAAUAAAAGGCACAGAAAGUAGUAUAAUAAGUGUGAGAACAGAGGCAUCCCCGCAUCCACAUCUAUACGAUAGAAGGAAACUACCUUUGAAUAUUAAAAAAGAAAGGAAAGGAGAGCAAGAAGGCAAAAGGGAACCAGGAGUGGUUCUGAGGAAAAGCUCUUUACCUUUUCCAUCUUACCUGGAGCUGGACACUAGAAUGAAAAAACAGGAAAGAACCCUUGGAAGAACACAGUUCUCUUUUCCACCAUUAACGACUCAAGAUGCAUCAGAUUCAGAUAAAAAAUCAUGUACUGAGUCAUUGGAUAGUUACAUGUUGAACACCAUUAAAGAAUCAGUACAGUCCAUAGCACAGCAAGAAGAAAAAGAUAGAUUCAAARUAGACAUAAAAGACAUCAAACUCCCCAAAUAUGUGAUGGUACAGAAAUCAUCACUUUCAUAUUCACUCAAUAAUAAUGCACUGCCAUGGAAAACCAAGGAACAAAAGGAAAAAAUGCAGGAAUAUAAAACUAAACUACUGGUGGGUCUGGCAAACAGAAUUAUAAAAUCAUCUCUCUCACUUCGGCAGUUCAAGGAGUCAAGUUCAGGGAGACUAGCAUGUCCAGAAACARUUGGUGGAAAACUUUCAAAUGAGGUAGAAGAAUUAAAAGAACACAUGCUACAGAAAGAAAAUGAAGGAGAAAAAGUUGUGGGUAUGAAUGUCAUAGUGGAUCCUAAGGACACUUGUUUGAAGACAAAGAAAUCAUGUAUUUUACAUACACAAUUAGGUGACCUUCAAGGGAAAUCUAGAAAGCAAGAGGAAAAGGUUCUAGACRUUAAAAGUGAGGCAGAUAUAGUGCCCAGUGAGACUUCUGCUGAAUCUCCACUUCUGCCUGAUGUGAAUACUGGGAUCAAGGAAGAAAGCACACCAGUGUGGGCAAGAUCCUUUUUUUCCAAAGUAAACUUCCAGGAAUCAUUGAAUUCUGAAGGAGGCAUAUGUAUAAAGCCAAUUACUGGUGAUAUUUUAAUUUGUCUACCAAAAGGAAAACAGCAUGUCCAACAGAAUGAGGAAGAGGAUGGGGUACAAAUAAUAAAGUUCAUGUUCCCCAAAUGUCAAGAAAGGAAGGUGCAGGAACGUCCAGAGGAACCUUCUGCUUCAUUGCCAACUCUGCCUCAGCGCAAGUUGGAUACAAAAGUAGAAAUAGAUGAUGAACUGCUAAGACUUCCAAGGUCUGCUUUGCCAAAAAUAUCAAGUGCAGGGAAAACGGUACCUACAGGGUCAGUUGGUAAUGAUACCAUUAAAGAUGUUAAAGGUGAAAAACAACAUAUGCUUCAGAAAGAAACGAUAGAUAGAGGGAAAAUAGUAGGUAAGGGAAGCAUAGAUAUAUCUUUGAAGUCAAAGAAAUCACCUUCUUCCCAUAAACUCCAUAGAUCAGAACUGCAUAUGAUUGUCAGAGGACACAAAGGAAAAGAACAUGAAGGUCCACUUGAACCACAAGGUAUAGUCCCGAGAAAAAUUUAUGCUUUCAAACCUUCUCCACCCAAACCUAAACUGGAUAAAGAUACACAAGUAAAUGAAGAAGAACUUGGAAAUAAAACAUUUCUGUUGCCACUAAUGUGUUCAGCACUAUCAGAUGCAGAGAAAAUAGCACAUACAAAGGCAAUAGGUGGUGAUGUAAGGCAAAGAGACCCUCAGAUGUCAUGGAAAGAAAAAAGGUAUGAGCUGAAAACAGUAGAUAUGAGGAUCGGGGUGCAUUGCAAAGAGGCAAGGAUUUCACCCAUUUCACAUAUCCUUAAUAUGAAGGAGUUUGUACUGAAUAUGAAGGUGCUGGAGAAAAAAGUGCAUGAAGGAAAAGAUGAAUCACGUGUGGUUUUGASAAGGACUUUUCUUUCCAUACCAUCAGCACCUCUCCUUUCUCCGGAUUCAGGGAACAAAGUAGAGGAAGUCUCAGCAAGAAUGUCAGGACCCUCUCAAUCACAACAGAAUCUCCAGGAUUUAUUAGAUGCCCAGAAAAGAGCAAUCAGAGAAUCMGUUGAAGAUGAUAGUAAAAACACCAUGAAGCAAAGGAAACAGGGUGUGCCCCAGAAAAAGGCGGAGCCACAGGGGGCCUCAGACUUCAUGAUUGGAGCCCAGCAAAGGAAUGACAAACCACAAGUUAAGUCAGAAAGAGAUUUAAUUUCAAAAGAUGUGAACGUUAAUUUCACAAGAUUUGGUACAACACAAAAUGAGAGAAGAGUGGAAUUGCACUUUACAGGACAAAAGGCUCAACCAGAAAGAUGCAGAGAACCUUAUGGUAUGUUUUAUUCCUACCACACAAUGGAUGCAAUUAAAAUUGGAAAUCUGAAGAAGAAAACUGAAAUAACAUGUAACAUAAAUCAGAAAGUAAGUCCUAGGGUUUCAGCUUCCCUGCCAAGGGAAACAUCCAAGGAAAUAUAUAUCAAAUUUGGCACCCACAUAGGUUCAAAAGGAAUUUCUUUUCCAGAGAGAGAUGCCCACCAACAGGAAAUUUCAUCAGAAGUAUCUCUAGAAUGUGUGGAUUCAUGUGAAUUUGAUAUGCCAGAGAAAGAUGUACAAAGUAAUAACAAAAUAAGCAAAAUGUUUUCUCCCAAAGUGUUAGCACCACAGACAAAGCAAUCACUUGAAAAAAUAAAUCGCACCAAGUCAGGUACAUCUCAAAAUAAAGAACAAGGCRUUAUCAUGGAAAAGCAAGCAGUGCCGUUGUCUGAGAGUACUCAGGAGACCAGGCCAAAUUCUGUGUUUUCUCUUCAGUCUCCACUUCAGGAUGGAAAGCACAAGACACCGUUGGAAAUAGAUAUAGACAAAAAAACUACAGCAGGCUCCAGCCUACAAAUAUUACCAGGAAUACACGUGGAUAUUACAGAGUGUGAUGACAUAACAGGAAAAGAAAGUCAGGCAUUACUGGUUUCAGAACAAGAGGAAUGUGUUAUAGAGUCCUUUAACCCACUCUGUACUUUUCAAUUUCAAUCUGAACUUCUGGUGGAAGAAGGUGAAGUUAACACAGCUACCACUGUGUAUUUGGAACAGAAGUUAGAGAUGGCCAGUGACAUUACUGUGAAUCGGGAAGAAGGGAAAUUGAAAGUACACACACACAGAGCUAUACAGCUGAAAGAGAACAAAAUGGAAAUGCACAAGAAUAAUUCUGUUGGUCUGGAGAAGGACGACACAGGAUCAGCCUCAAACCGUCCUGCAAGCCUUCAUGAUUUAUCUCCAAGAACAGAGGAGUCUCAGAGCCAGACUCCAGUAAUCACACCUAAGGAAAACAUCUGCCCCAUCAAGCAAAAGCACAAAGAGGAACUAGGGUUGUCUAAGGUAAAAGAAAACAUUCAAGUACAAAAACCACUUCAAAGAAACACUCUGGAUUCACUUUAUGCCUAUAUUCCUCUUUCCUUCAAAGGCCAGAAAGGCAAAUUGACAAUUGCAGAUCUGGAAAGAAAACUGAACCACAGACACUUAACUAUGAAAGUCCCAAAUCACCCAAUUUUACAGAUUCUUGGUUCCAUAAGACGUAGUUCUCCAAGCAAUAGGAUGAAAUUGCAAUAUGAGUUUAACAAACCAAAUAGAGAAGUUUCUUGGGAUAAAGAUGCCCCAGGAAUAUUUAUCAGACGUCUUCGUGUUUCCAGGAAGAGUCCGCCACAAAGUGAAGAAACUGUAAAAUCUAAGACAAACCGACAACGGGAAAAGAGAGUUUGUCUUUCUAAAUUCCGGGGGCAAUCACCAAAUGCUGGUGAAAUUGUCAGGAGAGACACCUCAACAGUUGUAAAAAGGGAACGAAAUUUUAAAGACACAGUUCCCCAGAAGUCUCAACCCUUUGCAGUGCACAAACAACCAAUGCAGAAGCGUUCUCGUGGUAAGUCAGAAGCAAGCCUCAAGAGUAAAACAGGUAGGAAAAGAGAAGUCAGUAAAAAAACAGGUCAGAAAACUCCACAAACUGAGAAAAGGAUUAUUCCCAGUCAUGAUGCCCCAAGGAACAUAAAAAAACCUGAUUCACAUAUAAUUGAGCAAGAAGAAAAGAUACCAGAAUGCAUUCUGACACCCACAGAGCACCCAUCCAUGUUUAAAGGUCCAAAGGAGAUUUGUUCCUUGUUUCCUAAGCACAGAGAUCAGGGUGAACCAGCAUGGGACACCACCUCCCAAGAGGUCCAGCAGCAAGUAGCUGUUCCAGGAACUGUGCCCACAUCACUGCAAGUUACAAGUGACGAGACCAAAACACCUUCAAGUGCUACAAGUGCAGAAAGUUUAUUUUUCAUUUAUGAAGCAAUUAAAGCUGCCCUUGACUUCCAGGUAAAAAAUAUGAUCCAAGACAAAGUUUCUUCUGAGAAACUGGACAAAUUGCAAGCCGGGAAGUCUGAUGACUCAAUGUCACCCCCUUUUCCAGAGAGUCCAGAUACAACAUCAACAAUAAUGAGUUCCAAACCGCAGCACAAACCCCUUUUAAGACAUUUUAAUCCUGAAGAUAAAAAUAAACUCACCAAUCAUUUGGGAUCAAAAGCACUUGAAAUAAAACUGAGUCUGAUGCCAGAGGUGGCAAAAAAAUCCUUACAAAUGUUUGACUUUUGUCCCAGAGGGGCGAUUCCUGAAAAUAACAGUUGGAGGCUCUAUCCACGGCAUAAACAAAUGAGUCUUAUGUCUCCAGAAGGGGUGGAUAGUGUAGAACUUAACUUAAAACGUGAUUACCAAGAAGAUUCACCUCCUCUCAGCUGUAUGAAGACACUGCUGGUUAAUGUUUCAAGCAGCAGCAAUGAGCUCAUUUCAAAGUUAAACAGUAUUAAUAACCUAGAAAGUGAGAUGUCUUCAGUGAUUUUGACUAGUGAGAUGCCACUGCCUCAUAUUCUCCAGAAGUACUCAGUCAAAGGUAAAGACAAACUUGUCAUGCACUUUUCUAUGAAAAUAUUAGAAAUACAAAUGAAAGCCCUUCCCAGAGUUGUAAGAGAAUCUUGUGCAGUGGCCACUGCCCAGGAUAGAACAAAACCUUUAUCUAACUGUAUUCAUUCUGUCAAAGUCCCAAAGCGUAAAAACAGAAUUUUCUUACUUUUUGAAGAAAAAUCUCUUCAUCAAAUUGAUCUUGAUUUACAAUACAAAUACCUCCGCUUUCUGCUGGGGCUUUCUGAUGAGAGUAUGUUCCCCAAGCCAAAUGCACUUCCUAAACACAUUCUUAAACUACACCCGAUUUCAAUAUGUAAAAAAGUAGAUGAUGGUAGAGAAAGCCAUUCUCUUUCCUUUGACACAGAACUGUUAGAACAGCAUAUUUCUUUUAAAAAGCAAAACCCCCACAAAAACUCAUUACACUUCAGAAAGUUCUUGGAGCCAUCCCAUAUGUGUACCUCUGACGCCAGUCUACCCAGUAGGGAGCAGAAAGAUUCUAGGACUAUUUCUGAGCUCAAAUCUGACAUKACUCCAGAAAAAGAUAAACAAUACAGUAUGUGGUUUCAAGAAACAAAUACAUAUAAGCCUUUUAAUUUAAGGAUGCAGGAGAAUGAUACUGGUUUAGUUAACUCGCGUUCCACUCAGACUUCUGAAGAUUAUACUGAUAUUCAGAUAAAUACUGAGAGUUCAGCUAACCUGGACAAGUGCUUCUCCCCAGAGACACGUGAGAGUCAGGAAUGUAUGUUUUUAGAAACCAACCCUUACUUAAGUCGGGAGUCACAAAACGUUCUCUUGGAAUUACAGAAGGGCAUUCCUUUGAAAAAUUUUUCUAAGAUGAAAGAAGUCACAACUUACUUGCAGCAAUUUUGCAGGGAAGAUUUGGGCUCCCAUCAUAUUAGAGCCUGUAGGAAACAUACGUUUCUUAUGAAACCACCUUCCUGUGAAAAGCACAGAAGCAGGAAAUACAGAUCAAAUAUAUUCCAAAUGCAGCCUCUUGAUUGGUCUCCCAGCUCACUUAAUACUAUGGACAUUCAGUCUCUGUCUCCUUCCAUCUCACUCAGAGAAGAGCAGCUUUCGUGGACUUCAGGGAGCAGGACAGGGUACUCUGUAGCUUCCUUAACUGAGUCAAAUAUGAAAUUACAUCUUGAAAAUGACCAAGACAAGUCUCACAUGUACCUGGAAAGCAAAGAAAGAAAGAAAGCCAAAUUUGAUUUAUUCAGAAAGAACAACAUUCAUCGGGACUAUAACUACAUUCAUACACCAGGUAAAGAGAUACACACAAGAAAGAGGAAAGUGUGUAAUUAUGACUCACAAGGAUCAUCUUAUUCCCAAAGCAAACAUAGAUCAUCGUCAAAAACUCAUCACAUGGGUAUUAACUUCCAUUCUGACAAAAAACAAGACCAGCCCUUCUUUUAUGCCUGUGUACCAGCAGAUUCACUGGAGAUUAUACCCAAAACCAUUCGCUGGACUAUUCCUCAAAAAACCUUAAGGAAGGGAAACUUCAGAAUUCCACUGGUGGUAAAUACUUCAAGUCCUUGGAAUAUAUGGAGCUCAUCCAAAAAGUUGUGGGAGUCACUGUCAGGGUCCUUUAGUACAGUUCAUCAGAGUUGA
Molecule: messenger RNA, 21963 nt
Organism: Urocitellus parryii (Arctic ground squirrel)
Lineage: Eukaryota; Metazoa; Chordata; Mammalia; Rodentia; Sciuridae
Gene: Lrtm3
Product: leucine rich repeat transmembrane protein 3
Source: RefSeq, a predicted model, not a curated record